This is a messenger RNA of Centropristis striata (black sea bass), 3997 nucleotides long. Its product is annotated as T-cell ecto-ADP-ribosyltransferase 1-like. Lineage: Eukaryota; Metazoa; Chordata; Actinopteri; Perciformes; Serranidae. The transcript is spliced from 4 exons. The coding region runs from base 1927 to 2874 and encodes 315 amino acids. Gene Ontology annotation, molecular function: NAD+-protein-arginine ADP-ribosyltransferase activity; NAD+ poly-ADP-ribosyltransferase activity. The record is from RefSeq and is a predicted model, not a curated record.
CCUUUUCCAAAAACUCGAGAUAAUGACAAUUUAUCAUGAUCCCUGUGGGAAUUUUCCACUCCUUUAACUCCUCCUCCUGCUCAAUCAGCCACAAACCUGAAACUCAUUCGGCUCCACACCUGAAGCUCAUUGCUACCCUCUAUUUAAGCCUGUCAGUUCCUCUGCCCCAUUGCCAGAUUUUAGCUAGUGCUCCUGCCUCCUCUGCAUCCUGCAUUUGAUGACUUGUUGGAUUUUUGACCUUUGCCUGCUACCUGUUAUUGACCUGCCUGAUGUUUCUGUACCUUUGCCUGGAACUUUGCUUUUUGUCUUAAGUAAAGCCUUUUUGCCUAACUCCUGCCUCUGCCUACCUUCUGUGUUUGGGUCCGCCCUGAUCCGUGACACAAUUUUUCAGAGCAAUAUAUACCAAAUAUGCAUUUUUUUUGCAACGUUUCCAAAUUCUAUUCCUAAACCUUGUUAGAAUAAUUUGAAUAUUAUACUUGUUGAAAAUGAAAUGUUACUGUCUUCCUCUCUUUUUCCUCUUUGUGAUUUUUCUCCCAACAGUCAUCACAGGUCACUAUGCAUGCGUAAUUCACUAAACCUUGAUAAUGUCUAUCUCUAUGCAUUAAUAUUAAUCAGGUAAUAUGAUUUUGAUACAUUGAUUGUGUUUGUGUGUUAAUAUUGAUGUAGAAAACUAUGAUUACUUUAAUUACAUAUAUUCCAUUUGCUUAAACUAAUUAAGAUUCUAUAAUCACAAAAAAUAGUAUUGUCUGUCUUAUAUUUUUUAACCUUUAAAAGAACAUGUAGAUAUUGAAGAAUAGUUGGCUCUUGUUAUAUUUCUGUAGGUCAUAACAAGGCAGUAUGUUCGUCAUAACAAGUUUGUUAGCAGGCCACAAGGCCUUGUCCUGGGCUGCAGUGAUUGUUAUGCCCAGGUGGCCUGAUGUGUGACGGUAUGAAAGAAGACUGGCGAAUCAGCGAUCAAGAGGGCGGGACUUCCUGGAGAAAAUCGACCAGCAGUUUUGUAAACAAUUGUAAGGUUAUUUUAAUGGGUUCCAGGGAGAGAGUCGUGGUUCAGACUUCACUGAAACACGUCUGUUUGUAUUCAGGGACAUGAGUUUUGAGCCCGGAGAUUCUCUGAAUAUUUCCAUGUCAACUCACAAUUUACAUAAGUACAAUACUAGACAACUGACAAGAUUUCACCCUCCUCACUAUCGUGUUACCCUUGGUGGCUGCUCUGAUGGCUCAGGUCACUAAGUAGCACACACACUCAUACACAGGCUCGCAAGCAUACGCAUUCCUACACUUUGUUUUAUUUUACUUUUAAUAUAAUUUUGCUUCAUUUUUAUGUGUAACUAUUUUCUUUUUCUAUUUCAUAGUUACUUGUUUUUAAUGUAACUUGUAAAUUUGAAUAUAGGUAGGCCCUGUAUACGCCCUUUUGGGUUUCUUGCUGUUAACUUGCACCUUCCUUUUGUUAUUUCUUUAUCCUUUUCUUUUUGUCUUAUUAUUGUGCAAAAUAAAAAAAACGUCAAACUUAGCUACAGACAUAGCUCUUAAAACCAAAACUCUUUCAACAUCAUAACUAUGCACCAGACUUUGUAUUAUUAUUCUAUUUGCAUGCACAUGGACAACUUGUAUGCUUAAAUCUGCAAGAGAAUGUAUGACUCUAUUGCUGACAUAUAAAAGAUAGACAAUAACAUAGACCCACAUAAUAUAUCCUUGUAGCCUGAUUCAUCAGUAAAUAUCCUCAUCAAUGUAUCUGUUGUUUUCGGCUUACCUUUCUCCUGUUAAGUGUCUUCAACAGCAGCAUUUUAUCUCUCUGAGAGAGUGUGGAGACAGUGUUGUUUGGCAACAAGGAAGUUCCGGCUCACCGGAUUUACAGGUUAAUAACAGCUCUCCCUCUCACAUAAAAAACACAACUUCAGCAUGGUGCUGCUCAGGAUGUGAUGCACUAUGCCAUCCUGGGAAAGGCGAGAAUGUCAGAGAAAAACUGUAUGUGCAUGUGCUGUUACUUCUCUUGUUCUUCUGGUGGGACUGCUGCUGUUUGUUGUCAUAUAUCUGACGCUCAGCUGGCAGGAUAUCAGUGAAGAGGAUCUGACUCCUGACCUGAAUGAUGACUGCAGAGCCAAAGCUUCAGUUGUGACUGAUAAAGCUAUAGUGCAGAAAUGGGACACCAGCAUGAACUUCAGUCAAGCCUGGAGCAACGCAGAGCAAAAAGCCAGAGAGCCUGCACACAAGUAUAUAGAGAAACAUCAUUCUGCAGCCAUAUACAUGUACACAGAGAUUAUGCUGCCACUUGCCAAGAAAAGCCUUGAAAAUGCAGACAGAAGUGGAAAGCGACUUAAAGAGACAUUUGAGCAUCGUUCCCUUUAUCGUUCCCUAAGUGAAGCCAUUCAGAUUCUGAAACACAGCCAGGUGACGUGUCAUAGUACACAUUACAGAACAGAGACAUUUUUACAUCUGAGCACCACUAUCAAUCUGAUUCGAUUCAGCACCUUUAUAUUAGGCUCUGACGGGUGGAACUUUACAAGAAAUGCUUCAUGUUUUGAAGUAUACACAUGUUUCGGUGCUGACAUAACACAUUACUCAGCGUUAAAACUAAACAGCCAGGUGCUGAUUCCUCCCUAUGAGGUUUUCAAAGUCACAGACACAGAGACACAUUCACAGAGGUGUAAAGUUGUCUACAGACUGAAGAGCAACCUGAACUGUGUUUAUGAUAGAGAGAGCAAUAUGUUGCAUCCAAUAUCUGCAUUGCCAAUGGUUGGAUUUUGGCUUAUUUUUGUCAUCGUAUGUAUGAUUAUUGUAGCUCUUUUGCUCCCCUUUGUCAUUGUGAAGGUGUUAGAAAACCAUAAGAAAACAGAUGUUUACCGUGCCAGCCCUCACUACCCUGCUGUCAUUUAAAGGGCAAGCUCAUUUAAGAAGAUUUACAGUUUGCAGCAGUAAAACUCUGGCCCAGAGCAGGCUUUCCAAAUUUGAAUUAUUCAUCCACAAAUUCCAUACUUGCAGUGUAUACAUUAAAGAUUUUUUUUCCAUAACAUCAUGAUGCAAUAUUUACAAAUGGUGUUGGUCCACAUGCCAGACUUAAAUCCCAUGCUGUAAUAAAGUGCUCUGUUCAUUCAUAACAUUCAUCUAUACAUAACAACUCACCUAGUAACAAUGUUAGGUGUGAUCUGAGGAAUACAAUGGCCCUAAAAAAGGAACAAAAAUAAAUAAUUUUCACUGUUAUCAUAAUGGAACAUAAUUCAUAUGUAGUAUGGGAAUGGAAUGGGGGAAACAGGUAAUUAAGGAGUAUAAAAAAAGUCAAAACAUACCUGCCUAAACAGCAAUACAUAAUAAUCUUAGUUUUAAUUGAUACAUUUUGUCAAAAUUUUGGUGGUUCAUUAAACAUGAUCUUACAAGUAAGAUGUCACAACCACAAUGUUAAUUAAAUUGGCAAAUUAGACCAGCGAAUGAAAACCAAUUCUGAAGAAUGACCUUGAGGAAUAUGGAUGGCAUGUAUGGAACUGUCACUGUCUAAAUAUCAGAAAACGUUUUGAAAACAUGUCAACAUGUUAUCAUCCCAUUCAUUCAUAUUCAUUUACAGUCACAAGCAUUAAUCAGUGUGAUGAUCCUAAGUCAAAAUGAGGUGUUUCUAAAAUCUGUUAGUUUGGAUUCACUUGUAUUUAUACUGGCAGUGUAGACUUUGAACUAGAGCUGUUAAUGGCUUAAAUAUUUAGUUCAAUAGUUUAUUGCAAAUGUAUCACACAUUUUUUUUUAUUACCUUUAAAGCAGAGAUUUCAUGUACUUAAAGUGACAGGUACUAAAAUUGAAUGUUUCAGACAGAGGGUGAAUAAAGGUAUCAGACAGAAAAAAUAAUGUGUGAGUGUAAACAUGCCAAAAUAAGAGUAUAAACCUGAAAAUGAGCAUAAUUAUGUUAUUAAAUGUCUUUAACCAGUUCUUUCCAGUUACCCUACGACUUCAGGCAAAGGCUCAUCAUGGCACUACCUGUGUUAAAACAAUUAGUGACAAAUGCAUCGACCCCUUA